Annulohypoxylon maeteangense is the source of this 1418-nucleotide messenger RNA. RefSeq lists its product as uncharacterized. The transcript has 7 exons. The coding region runs from base 107 to 1309 and encodes 400 amino acids. Lineage: Eukaryota; Fungi; Ascomycota; Sordariomycetes; Xylariales; Hypoxylaceae. The record is from RefSeq and is a predicted model, not a curated record.
UCGUCAUCCGGAGCCCUCAUCCCUCUUAAAAGGACCUGGUUCCUUGCGUCGUUUCCUGGACGACGAAGUCAUAUGUGCGCGCCAAGAACAUACUGUCUGAGUAAAUAUGUCUACUCUCAAUUCUACUCUGAUACCGGACUUUCCGCCUCCAGCCGGAGUCACACCCAAUUUUGUUAACCCACCGUCUUCGGCCCCUCUCUCGACGGUGGUUAUUGCUGUGACUUUGGCAGCGAUGUACUGCUUUUUGUCAUUACGUAUCUAUACUCGACUGCGCGUGCCUGGCAGCUUGGGGGUAGAUGACUGGCUCUGUUUGCUUUCAGCGGCAACGAUCACUUCGUAUUGCGCCGUCGUGUUUAAAGCCCUCAAUGGCGCACUUGGUCCUCAUCAAUGGAACGUGCCAUCAUCUAAACUCAGCCUACCCUUGAUUCUUCAGGAUUCAAUUUUGACGAUUAUUCUGUAUGGAGUGUCUGCGAUCUUCCUCAAAUCGGCGCUUUUAGCCCUUUAUCUUCGCAUUUUCCGACCGAUGAAGAUCGCGAGGAUCUUAAUAUGGACUUCACUCGUGGUAAUCACACUCUUUUACACGGUUUGCUUCGUUGUAGAUGCAAUCAUUUGUGGCGAGUUCCUUAGCCACCCGGGCUUAUCAACAAUGGAUUCCGCGCAUUUCGACCCCGAUGAAAGCUGUUCAGUACGGCAGAGGCCCAUUUGGGUUAUGAUGGGGGUUUUCAGCGUUGUUUCAGAUUUCUAUCUGCUGGCCAUCCCCGUGGGCUUGACUCUUAACGUUCGACUUCCACCGAAGCGGAAAAUUGCGGUGUGCUGUAUGUUUCUCACGGGACUCCUAGCUUGUGCUUUCUCGAUCCUCGCUACUGUUUACCGUUUUCAACUGUUUCGAACUUCUGACUUUACCUGGCUUGCCUCUUUAACGUAUGCAUUCAUAGCGGCCGAAAUUAAUGUUGGUAUUGCUUGUAGUUGCAUGCCGGUGGUGUCUAUGCCAUUACACAACAAGAUGGCCAAAAUUACAACCUGGGACUCGUUUAUUAGAGUUAUCACACGCCAAUCGUCCAACUAUGGUGAUCGCACACAUAACUCCAGCGAUCAUUCUAUGGAUAUUCCAAAAGAAGGAUCCCCGAAAAUUCCACAAGCUACAGAGGCAGAAUUGAGGUCAUUUAUGCGCAGAACUUAUUACCCCCGAUCUAGUCGAAUGAGUUAUGUGCUUGUUGCAUAUGAUAAAUUCUCUUCAAUCAAAGACUACCAUGCGCAGCUAACUAACCUCACUCGAACAUCUCAACCAAGCCAUAUCGAUGCAGUCUAGCCCUCAGAUAUCUCUAUAUGGCAGCAUCUGAAUUUGGGAAUAACCGGCUAUGAGUAAUAAUCUAGGAUAAGAUUUUCAGGGAUACAUCUUACCCGAGUACCAUAAAGUG